AGUGAAACAGAAUCUGUAUUCGCCCAAACCCGGUCCUCUUUGAAGCCACAGCAUUUAAUGCUGGUGCUCUUUUCGAUGCUAUGCAUUAUUUUCUCUAAUGUUAAAAGAAGAAGAACGGCACGACUCAAUCAACGUUCGAAGGUGAUGCUUAUGCCUUUGUAUUGUUGAGAUUCAGUUGCGUUUUUCGAUAGAUAUCAACGUUUUUGUUUCCUGUAAAGCUUAUUGGAUAGAUUCAAAGUGAUAUUACAUUGCAGCAAACCAGUGCUGGCUACUUCUUAGAUAAUCGAAGCCAAUCUAUUCACCCGGUCAUGGCCAGUAGUUGCUCCUCGGCACCCGCGGGUGCCGAAAAACUGCGUGUGCUGUGCUUGCAUGGUUUUCGAACAAAUGCCGAUAUACUGGAGACGCAGCUGGAAUUUUCCGUUCUAGGAAGUCCACAAGUCAAGGAGUUUGUGGAUUUUCAUUGCCUCAAUGCUCCGCACAGAUGUGAGAAUAUCCUGAAAGUGCCUGCGGCGGUUAGGGCUGCCUUCGGCUCGCAGAAGAACGUGGGUUAUCGGGAGUGGUGGAACCGAGACGGCGAGACUGGAACUUUGCGAGGCAAGGAAGCAACUUUUAAGUAUCUACGGCAGCACCUGGAAGCAAAGCGUAGAGAAAUGCGUAGAAAGAGUGCUUCCCUAGAGGAUUUCUACGACGGCAUUCUGGGAUUCAGCCAGGGAGGAGCAGUCUCUGCACUCUUUUUGCAGGAUUUGUGGGAAGAGGGAGUAGCAGAAAGUGCGAGUUCAUCUUCGCAUGGUAAUGCAAAAUCGCUUCAAGAAAGGGGUCAAGGUAAUUACACAGAGUCGUCACGUAGUAGUGUAAGUGUUUAUACCGAUGAAAAUAUGCCAGGCUCGUUUGAGCACGAAAGCGUAAUGACAACUACUCCGAUGUCGACCAGGGCAUCUACGGGUGCAGACUCUCAGGAGAAGAGUGUAGAUAUAUCGAGUGGCCAGGAUGAAUUUUCGAGUGCGACGACAUCGAUAGGAUCCUCAUCCGCUGCCUCAUCCGCAAGCUCUUCCUCUUUAGCUGCCGACACCAGCGAAGAUCUUGCUACGGCGAAAAAGACGAUUACAAAUACGGAAGAGGACUCGCGUGGUGCAACCUCCCCCGGUCCGUUUAGUCCUUCCGACAGGAGAAAGGAUAACACUUCUACUGCGAAGACGACCGAUGCAGUGGCAGGUGGUAGCACAGGUAUAGAUCAGAAGGAUGAGUGCAAGGCCUGCAGACAAUUACAAGAAAAGCUACCGCAGGAGCAGCGUGCAAAGCUAUUAGAGCAGGAAGUAAAGGGUUGGGGCAUGGCGCCUCGAGCGAACAUACCGAAGUUCGCAGUCUUUCUUUCGACUUUCGCGCCGCAGGGUUUUCAGAAGACGGCGCCAGAUCAGGCUUCUUCGCCUGAAUAUUACUACACCCCCGGUCCUCCGUCGGAAGCGGAGUCACCGCCUAGAGAAGAUACCAGUUCUUUGAAUUUUAGUAAUGGAGUAAUGCACACCAGCGGCUCUGCUCGACGAAGUGUAUCUUCAUCCUCCGAAUCAUCCUCCGAGCGCGAAGCGAACAGCAAUGUGACAACUAAUGGCACAAUCGGAAAAACAACAAAUAUGCAAGAAGCUGGUCCCCCUGCUGUUCCUGGUUCUUCCAGCGUACCUGAGCACCAUCAUCAGCUAGAAGUUAAUAAGCACUUUUUGACGACAAUGCCGGCGCUUUUUAUGGGUCAGGGAGAUGAUAAUGAUAUCCCGCUAUCCUGGACGCGGUUGCUGGCGCACUGUUUUCAACGUGGGACGAUGGUGAGUAAUCCGCAAGGGGGACACAAAAUAGCAGCAAAGCACCAAAUGCCGCAAGAAAAUGUCGACGCCGUAGUGGAUUUUUUUCGCAAAAGAUGGCAUGAGAAAUUCGAUAAGGGAAUGAAUAAGACGGGCGCUAAAACCUCCGAUGCGCCAAAUAAACUGUAAAGAAAGAAAAGCGGUCGGACGGUAAGAACACUUUUUUUCAACUUCAUACGAAAACGAAAUCGAUACGAUAAUAUCCGCGUAUCUAGAUCUACUUUGAAGACAUUUGCGUACAAAGAUUAGGUAUGCAACGCGGUACUUCCUACUGCUUUCUAUGGUCAUGGUAUUUCUAUGCUAAAAUCAAUAUGAUGAUUUGACCUUGUUCUUCUAUGGCAGUAAGUGCUCACUCACUUUGGGAAUCAAGACUGAGCGUUAUAUGUCCUCUUGCCACGUUUAUACCAGAGUCUAACACGUCUUUCUCUUGAAGUUGGCGCGAUGAGUCUUUCUCUCGUUUACGUUUUCUUUUUUUUCAUUCGAUAAUGUUAAUGUGAUGAUCGAUGAGACGAAGAACAAUGCUGCGAUGUUUUCUUUAGACACGAAAAUCGAGGAUAUUUCUUCGAAUCAAUUAAA
Molecule: messenger RNA, 2426 nt
Organism: Amoebophrya sp. A25
Lineage: Eukaryota; Dinophyceae; Syndiniales; Amoebophryaceae
Source: the annotation of a GenBank genome assembly